This is a messenger RNA of Penicillium crustosum, 336 nucleotides long. RefSeq lists its product as uncharacterized. The coding region runs from base 1 to 336 and encodes 111 amino acids. The transcript is spliced from 2 exons. The record is from RefSeq and is a predicted model, not a curated record. Lineage: Eukaryota; Fungi; Ascomycota; Eurotiomycetes; Eurotiales; Aspergillaceae.
AUGCGAAUAUUUCUCAUGCUCGCCGGCGGCGGCAUGACGGCUGGAGCUGGCGAGGCAUGCGUGCAACUGGCGCAUGGGCUGCUCGAGAUAUGCCGCAUUUCAUUAAGAAACCUCACCGAACGAAAUGUCAUUUUGGCUUUAGAUCACGAGUUCUCGCAGUGCGCUCUUCUAAAUCUUCUUGUUUCCGCGUGGAGUGGCGACAAGUGGCAGAUGGAUAUACAUUUGAAAGCAAAGCAACACGACGAUAGACAAGCCCAGGUGGCCCGCAUAGAAUCCUUUGACGAUGCCGCCCAGUCCUGGGAGACGUGGAAAGAACAAGAGAGAGCAAACAGGUAA